Messenger RNA from Orbilia oligospora ATCC 24927, 582 nucleotides. RefSeq lists its product as uncharacterized. NCBI's taxonomy places the organism in Eukaryota, Fungi, Ascomycota, Orbiliomycetes, Orbiliales, Orbiliaceae. The record is from RefSeq and is a predicted model, not a curated record. The coding region runs from base 1 to 582 and encodes 193 amino acids. The transcript has a single exon.
AUGUCUGCGGCUCCAUACAUUCCGUCAGACCAACCUCCCCCCGCACUCGUGGACCACACCUACGCUUUCAGCCCAGAAGUCGAACAAUACAACAAACCUUUAGAAGAAAUCAUCCUUCUCAAUGCUCCACGCGAUACCAUCGGAGUAGGAGCAUUCGUCUUCAAACCCUCGUCUUCAGGCGAGCCUCUACUCCUCUUGAUCCGCCGUUCGGCCUCCGAAUCUGCGUAUCCAGAAAUGUACGAAGUCCCAGGCGGGGGCGCAGAAGCCCCUCCAAUAGACGCCACACUUUUGGACUCAGUGGCACGAGAGCUAUUUGAGGAGACGGGCUUAGUAGCCACCAAGAUUGUUAAGCUUAUAGAUACGGCGGACUUCCAGGGGAGGAGGGGUGAUCUGUGGCGCAAGUUUAAUUUCGAAAUUGAAGUUCAGGAUUCCGAGCAUGUGGUUUUGCAACCGUCGGAGCAUGAUGAGUUUAAGUGGGUCGGGAAGGAGGAAUUUGAAAGGUUAAUUGCGUCAGAGGAGAUGAGGACUAUGCCGUCACAGCAGAUUACGAUAAGAAGGGCGUUCGAUGCCUACGCUCUAUGA